AUGCGUUUAGGUCGUGCAGCUUGGAUCGGUUUAAAUACAGCCUCAUAUAUAUGUGAAUUAGUAUUUCUGUGUUUGGCAAUCGCAGCACAAAUUUCACCAGAUUGGGCUGUUUACGAUGUUACAUAUAUUGGCCUUAUUGAUGAUUAUAAUCAAUUAAGUCGUUCUCGUGGAUUAUGGAAACAAUGUAUUACUAACGAAAUAGUAAGUACAUCAUACAAUGGUCAAUGUUAUCCUCUGGAAAAUUGUGAAGAAUUUAGCAGCUACAAUGAUAAUGUUCUACCAAUAUUUUGUUUAAUUUAUUUCAUCAGUCUUCUGAUAUAUUACGAAAAUAUGUCGCAAGAAAAUUAUCGACUAGAUACUGAGCUAAAAUCAGCCAGAUCUGCAUGGACAACGACUGUUCGUGACAAUACGGUAUAUUCACCUGGUGGUAUGAUACCUAUGGCUUGGUCAGCUUGUUUACUUAUCUAUGCUGGUAGUAUUUUACAAAUGAUAGCAAGUGCUAUACAGCAACCUCCAGUUCGAGAGAAUUAUUCAUUGUAA
Messenger RNA from Schistosoma rodhaini, 540 nucleotides. The record is from the annotation of a GenBank genome assembly. NCBI's taxonomy places the organism in Eukaryota, Metazoa, Platyhelminthes, Trematoda, Strigeidida, Schistosomatidae.